Triplophysa dalaica is the source of this 2246-nucleotide messenger RNA. It is a transcript of the gene plekho1a, whose product is annotated as pleckstrin homology domain containing, family O member 1a. Gene Ontology annotation, cellular component: muscle cell projection membrane; ruffle membrane. Gene Ontology annotation, biological process: regulation of myoblast fusion. The transcript has 6 exons. NCBI's taxonomy places the organism in Eukaryota, Metazoa, Chordata, Actinopteri, Cypriniformes, Nemacheilidae. Bases 217 to 1824 code for a protein of 535 amino acids. The record is from RefSeq and is a predicted model, not a curated record.
AGAGCCGGUGCCCGCGUAUUGCAAACCGUCAAUGUAGACAGAGGCAGUCCAGCGCUGACAUACGGCAGUUCAACCUAUUAACAAGAACACCUGCGCGGACCACACAGCCUUUGAGUAUAAAGAGAAAGAUUAAAGCGAAUAAAACAUCUCUGUUUCGUACAGAAAGCUGGACAGAGCGCGGAAUAUACACUGGAAAUUACUCAGACUGGGACCAGCAUGAAGAAAAGCCAUCUGGUCAAAAGGGGUCUUCACGAUGCCAACCAGCCGUCAUCCCAACCGGAUAAAGUGGGCUGGAUCAGGAGGUUCUGUGGCAAAGGGAUUUUCAGGGAAGUGUGGCGAAACCGCUUCGUGAUGCUGAAAGGGGAUCAUCUGUACAUAUUUGAAAAAGAGAUGAAGAAUAAUGGAAAGACACACGAAGUAUUUGACCUGGCUAAAUAUGAGCACUCGGAGGAACUGAAAAAGGCCAAGAGCCACAGCAAGAAGAACCACAGUAAAUUUACACUCUUUCGUAGCGCUCAACCUGGGAACAAGAGUCCAAAUCUUGUGUUUCUGGCAGUGAGUCCGGAAGAAAAGGAAUCUUGGAUCAAUGUUUUAAAUACAGCUAUUACAAGAGCUAAGAACCGGGUUCUGGAUGAGGUGACGAUUGAGGAGGAGAGUCUUCUGGCGCACCCCACACGCGAUCGAGCCAAGAUCCCGCUUGGGCGACGCUUGCCCACGCGGGGUCAUCUCAUGGCUGUGGGAUCUACCAACUCUGAUGGGAUGCUGACACUAGACUUGGUAAAUGAAGAAGAUGCUGGUAUGCUUGAUGAUGAUCAAGAUGAGUGGAUGGAGGACCAUGAGGUCAGUCUGGAUAAGCUUGCUCCUGCCCGCCGACGUGCUGGUACAGAUGUGUUCAGGCCACCAUCCUCCAUUACAGACGCCAAUAUGAACACUGGUAGUUUACCACGUCAAAGUGAGUUUUCCCAUAGCUUCCAGUCUCACACCCCUCCAAAUAAAAAGAAUGUGUUAGCUCUGUGCCGCAACCGCUGUGCUUCCAUGGAUGACGUUCUGUCCAGAGGAGAGCGAAAAACAACCAAGAAGGAAACAUUAGCCCAAAUCCCCACGGACCAUCUUCAGGACUUGAUCGCCCAGAGGUUGCAGACGACUCAAGAGCUCCUUGCUGAGAUCCAGGAACAAAAACCUCAUAGGGACAGAAUGGGAUCUUACCCCCAUCUGAGAGGGAUCGCAUCCCCCCGACUUCGCCAUCUCAAGGGGUCCGACUCUCCACACUACAAGGUCUCCAGCUCACAUAGCUCACCCCACAGCAGAGCAAACUCGUCCCCUGUUAGAGGUAAAGAUUCACCUGGUUCCAAAGGGAAAGAAUCACCUAAUGGAAAAUCAAAAGACUCGCCUCGCUUUAAAACGUCGAAAUCUAAGAGCAACUUUCGUUCGAAGAGCAUCGACUCACCUGAUUCAAAAGAGUCAAGUUCACCCCAAAUGAAAUGCAUCGAUCUGACUCACAUCACAGGUUCAGAUUCACCUAUUUCCACCGGCUCACACUCGCCCCAUUCGAAGUGUACAGAGCCUGUUUUUUUCCAGGUGUCGUACUCGCCCCAUGUCAAAAACAUUAAAGGUACAGACUCAACCCUCAGUGAAGUGUUGGACUGGGAUAGCAGGAGGGAAACAGCUGAGCGGCUGUUGCAAGAAGCCAUUUCAUCCUGGAGAGAAGCUAGAGAGAUACUGGCAGAAGUAAAGGAGCUACAAGCAAGACAGCAGCGGGCAGGGCAAAUUAAAACCGAGGCGCUUGAGACACCCUCACAGUGCCGCAAGCACAAAAGCCCCUGACCCUGACUAAAGCCUUGUGGGGCUUUAUAAUGAAUGCAAGGAAGAUGCUGUUUUGUCCACUGUGCCAAAUCUCACAGUUUGUUUAUAUAUUAAUUGUUGUUCCUCUGACACCUUAACCCUUUCUUGCACUCUGAAUAAUUGUAUUUUUACUUGUUAAAAUAGGACCCUACUUCCAAUGAUGUUCUGCUUCACUUCUAUAGCUAUUGAUAAGCACUGGAUUGUGGUUUUGCAGCUAAGCAAUAAAAAAUGGUGUACGGUUGAUGUAUGUAUUUUUAUCUGAAACGCAUCAGGUGAAAAAUGUAGUAAACACAUGGGAAUGUUUUGGUAAGAAUCAGCAGAGGGGCUAAGAGCAUGUGGUUCCAUCUUAUCCAUUAAUUUUCCAAAAAUCACUUUCAAUUCUGGAAUCGGAAUCGAAAUGUUGC